UCAGUGCGAGUGAUCACCAGCUUAAGGAUCAUUUUAAGUGCCUGUGGCUUUCUGUGUAGCAGUGUAGGAUGUUCCUGACUCACUGUAUGAUGGGAUGGAUUGUGUUGACAGCUCUUAGCUUCUGCCUGCCUGUGUGGAGCGCUACGAAAGUGACCCAGCCCUACAGAGUGGUCAGCACCAAUGGUGUGGCACAGAUUCAGUGUGUUAUUCAUCCACAAAGCCUGAAAUACCCAUACCCUGAGGAGGCCCGAGUCACUGUGCUGAAGGGCCUCCAUGGCCACCAAGAACUCUGCUUCUCCAUCCUUAACUUCACGGACCAGAGAGAGACACGUAUGGAGCAAAAAGAACAGGUGGAGUGCACUGCUGAGACCACACAUGACACUGUGGAGGUGACACUCUCUGGACUGAAUGCCACUGACACAGAUAUGUAUCGCUGUGAAAUACAGAUCUUCUACCCACCACCGUACCUGCGGCUUAUUGGCAAUGGCACACUCAUUCAUGUCCUCGACAGCUCCAGCUGCCCCGUGCAGGAAACUCAGAGGCAAAGUCAGCACCAGGGUGAAGAAGAGGGAGAUGAUGAUAACACGGCACCUGUCAGUGUUCCUGUGGUUGUCCUGGUGAUCGCAAUCAUUUGUGUCUUAAUCAUCAUCAUCUACUUCCAGACUGUCCAAUGUGAACGGGGGAGGAGAGAAAUGCUGAGGCCGUGGCCUGGCACGCUUCAUAAGGUGGACGGAGCUUCAGGUCCAUGUGAAAACAUCGUGUGUAACAUGUGAACGCUGAUGGUGGAGCUAUCGUGUGCAGGGCAGAUUUUUCUUUGGCUCAGAAGCGUUAGAAUAAUAUUAUUGCUUCUACCUAGUGAGCGGGGUGGGGAUGAUCAUUUUCACCUCUUUGACGACUGAUGAAAAACACCAA
Molecule: messenger RNA, 912 nt
Organism: Pundamilia nyererei
Lineage: Eukaryota; Metazoa; Chordata; Actinopteri; Cichliformes; Cichlidae
Gene: cd28
Product: CD28 molecule
Exons: 5
Coding region: 69-773 (234 amino acids)
Biological process (GO): regulation of T cell proliferation; T cell receptor signaling pathway
Cellular component (GO): external side of plasma membrane
Source: RefSeq, a predicted model, not a curated record